GAGGGCUGUAAAUCUACCAUCUUGUGUAUGUGGUAUUAUGUUGCUUACACUGCUGGGAGCCUGGGUUGGAGCCUUCACUCUACCAUUGGACUGGGAUCGAGAGUGGCAGGUAGGAGACAUUUCCCAAGAUAAUUUCUCACUUUUGUUAUAUAACUUACCAACUGUUGUAGCUAACUUUUGUAUGCUAUUUCAUUCAUUUUUGACACGUUUUAUCAUGACAAUCUGAAAGCCACAGGUAUAUUUUCUGUCAUAGAUGAAAACAUUUUGACGUUAUGCCCCCCCCCCAAUUUUGGAAGAAUGACGAAAAAAGAAAACUUAUAUGUAAAGCAUUAUUAUCUUAAACGUUUAGGUGUGGCCAAUACCUUGUGCAGUUGGUGCGAUGACAGGACAUUUUGUAAGUUUAUUAAUUUCAACAAUUCUUUUGUGUUGGAAGCACAGAAAAAGAAACAAAAAUAA
This is a messenger RNA of Paramuricea clavata, 456 nucleotides long. The record is from the annotation of a GenBank genome assembly. Lineage: Eukaryota; Metazoa; Cnidaria; Anthozoa; Malacalcyonacea; Plexauridae.